AUGGACAGUACGUCGGGCUUUAAUACACAAACAAUCAAGAUGGAUAUUCCAAAACAUAGUGUAUGUAUUAACCAAUGCCGGAAUGUUUCGAGAGUAACUACAAUAGUUUUCAAAUCUCCUGAACCCGGCACAGUUUAUCUAAAUCGAACUUUCGUUGAAAAUAGAACUGAUAAUGAAACGAACUAUCAAACUAUUUUGGAAACUAAUCUAGAUUUGAACGAAUCCCUAAGUGAAUUAUAUAAUUUCGAAAGAACGUUGAACAAUACGUUUUCAAAUUUUAGUUACGAAAAUGGAACGUGUACUAGUGAUGUGCAAAGUUACAACUUGUGGGCGUUAUCGUUACUAGUGUUUCCAGUGUUAACUUUAUUCGGUAACGUGCUGGUUAUUAUGAGUGUAGCGCGCGAGAGAAGUUUGCAAACUGCAACAAACUAUUUUAUAGUAAGCUUGGCUGUUGCGGACCUGUUGGUGGCGGUCGUCGUGAUGCCUUUUGGAGUGUAUUAUUUGCUUAACGGUGAAUGGUGUCUGCCAGCUUUCGUGUGCGAUUGCUACAUCGCCAUGGACGUCACAUGCUCAACCUCGAGCAUUUUCAACUUAGUUGCCAUAUCCGUAGACAGAUACAUUGCAGUAACGCAACCAAUAAAGUACGCUAAGCACAAGAGUAACGCACGUGUCUGGCUCAUGAUCGGCGUGGCCUGGCUGGUCUCCGGCGCGAUCGGCUCGCCCGUGGUCUUGGGUCUCAACAACACGCCAGACCGCACUCCCAACGCAUGUCUCUUCAACAACACUGAUUACGUCAUCUACUCCUCACUCGGCUCCUUCUAUAUACCGUGCAUCAUAAUGAUGUUUCUGUAUUAUAACAUAUUUAAGGCUAUCCGCAAAAGAGCGAAAAAGCAGCGUAUUGCCAAGAAAACCUCAUCGGCCAUCGGCUCCGCACUUUCCAGCGGCACUGCAGCAGUAGUAAUUGAGAACGUCGCUCACACGAAUCGCUAUAACGACAGUGGAUGUACCAUGCAAGAAGAUAAACCAACAAACACUGCUUCCGGAAGUAAUGAGGAUGAAGAAGAUGAAAAUUACGACCGCACUGAGAUGGGAGUCUAUGCAGAUGAGUUAGCCAAUACACGAUCUACGAGAUUUAUGCUUGCUGCAGUAGUGGAAGAGACUGGUCUGAUUAUGGCAAAUUUAGCAUCACCAAUACCUAUGAUGGAUCCAAAUACAAACAAUGAUUCUGGCUACGUACCUUCAAACAUAGAGGUAGAAAAAGACCACACACCCCCACCAUCCCCCAACCAAAAAGAAGACAAGAAGAAAGAAGAGAACAAUGCUGUACCUAAGAAACCUGAGCUAAAAAAGAAGCUGAGCCGAAUUAGCGCUAGUUCGGUGAUCACCACUCCUAGAAGGCGUUUCAAGAGUGCGGCUUCGGCAGCACGCUUCACAAUCUUCCGUGCUAACAGAGCUGGCAAACUGCGAGCCAAGUCGUUUGCCAAGAAAGAAAAGAAAGCUACGCAGACACUUGCAAUUGUCUUAGGCGUCUUUCUCUUCUGUUGGGCUCCAUUCUUCACCUGCUCAGUAUUAGACGCCCUGUGCACGAAGUUAGAACUCUCCUACUCACCAGGCGUCACCGUUUUCAUCUUCACCACGUGGCUUGGCUACAUCAACUCGUUCCUCAAUCCAGUCAUCUAUACUAUUUUUAAUCCCGAAUUCCGGAAAGCUUUUCGAAAAAUAUUACACUUUAGUACAUAG
This is a messenger RNA of Parnassius mnemosyne (clouded apollo), 1740 nucleotides long. The record is from the annotation of a GenBank genome assembly. NCBI's taxonomy places the organism in Eukaryota, Metazoa, Arthropoda, Insecta, Lepidoptera, Papilionidae.